AUGACAAGCUGCAGCAGCUUCACCAGCUCUGAAUUCUCUGAGGAUGAGCUGGAGCUAAGCCUGGAGGCUCGGGUAGAAAAGGGUGCUGGGGACGAUAGUCAGAACGUUCCCUUCCCUGACAGUCCCCACAGUGGGACCGAGGAAGGACGGAGGAAGAAACGAAAUAGGCCGGUGCGCUCCAAGGCUCGGAGGAUGGCAGCCAACGUGAGGGAGAGGAAGCGCAUUCUGGAUUACAACCAGGCCUUUAAUGCACUUCGAGUGGCUCUUCAUCAUGACCUGAGUGGCAAGAGACUCUCUAAGAUCGCCACUCUUCAGCGUGCUAUCAGCCGAAUCUCUUCGUUAUCCGUGUUUCUCAGCAGCAACAAGUCCUGCAACCACCGGGAGUGCCAUGGGCAAACUGGACAAGUAGUAAUACCAACUUCCCUAGAGUCUCAGAGCUACAUGUCCUGGGACCAACCACUGGCGCACCAGAUGCAGAUGCACAGACUGCCCUCGGAGCAGCAGGCUUACAUGGACCAUUUGAGACAUGUGAAUCCUACGUGUCCUCUGUCGCCGCACUAUUCUUGCUACUCGCCUGACGCCCAGAUCUAUCCAACUAGUGGAUCAUGUAGCAGUCCUGCCAGUGACAGUGAAAGUCCUCCAAGGUAUGGACGAUUAGGUGAUGAGUUGGGUUACCAGAAUGGGGUUUGGGCGUCCUGCGCUCAGGGUCAUACGAAUGCGCACGGAGAUGCAAGUCAGACUCUUCCUUUCUCUUGGCACAUGGGUUAUUUUCAGGAGACAGGCCCACACCACUGUUUUUCUAUGCUAUGAUGGACUUUUUAGAGACUCUCUAUGACAUUGUGUACAAGACAUCUUCUGCAGGGGGUGUGUUUGGUGCAGUCAUGCACCUC
Trichomycterus rosablanca is the source of this 890-nucleotide messenger RNA. RefSeq names its product basic helix-loop-helix family, member a9 (gene bhlha9). The transcript has a single exon. Gene Ontology annotation, molecular function: DNA-binding transcription factor activity, RNA polymerase II-specific; protein dimerization activity; RNA polymerase II transcription regulatory region sequence-specific DNA binding. The coding region runs from base 1 to 810 and encodes 269 amino acids. Gene Ontology annotation, biological process: developmental process; regulation of transcription by RNA polymerase II. Lineage: Eukaryota; Metazoa; Chordata; Actinopteri; Siluriformes; Trichomycteridae. The record is from RefSeq and is a predicted model, not a curated record.